Carassius carassius (crucian carp) is the source of this 942-nucleotide messenger RNA. RefSeq names its product adhesion G protein-coupled receptor B1. NCBI's taxonomy places the organism in Eukaryota, Metazoa, Chordata, Actinopteri, Cypriniformes, Cyprinidae. Bases 95 to 493 code for a protein of 132 amino acids. The transcript has 2 exons. The record is from RefSeq and is a predicted model, not a curated record.
CAUUUUUAGAGCACAACUCUCAGUUCCUCGUCAGGAAUACUUCUAUGGAAUUCUGAGGAAAAAGGACUUUGAGCUCCGUUUGGCUGUGGUGUUGAUGGUCUUGGCUGGGAUUUUGAUCUUGGCAUUGCUGUACUGGGUGCUCUUGCUGCGCCACAGGCUCCGCAUCGCUCAAGCCAGGAAUGCUCUGGAAAACUUUGGUUUCUACCACAUGGCUCAGUAUGAUCUAAAAGAGCCCAACCUGCCUGUAGUGACCCCUUCUCUUCCCUCCCCACCUCCACCUGUUCCCCAGCCUCCUGUUCACUUCACUCCACCUCCACCGCCCAUGCUGAAUGCGUCUGCCCCCAUCAUCCACACCACCCCACGCAGCCCUCACCCGUCAUGUGGAGCUGGCUCGUAUGCAGAGGUGUAUUCGCGGAUAGGAGUCCUACGACCCUCAAGACUCUCCAGCGUGAGUCAGACCCAGGUGAUCCUGUUUGAACACUCUGCUCUUUGACGGACUGAUGCUUUCAAGUCCAUGCACAGCUGGUUUCAUUUCAACUGUGGUUAUUUUGGGCUGUUUUGUCAUAUUUAAAUUGUCAGGGGUAAAUCAGACAAUCACCAUCUUUCAAGUACAUUAAUGGUUGAAUUAUUGGGCCCCUUUUAUUUUUUACUAGAUGUGUUACAUUUAAAAGCUUUCAAAUGUGUUUCCUAUGUUAGGAAAAGUAACAGGAAAAGCAUUCCUAUUUUUCCUGAAUCUGCCUUUGUAAUUUCCUUUAAAGGGUGGGAUUUCCUGAGGAGACUUUCCAUUGCUUUGUUCCUCUCUGCCUCUUAAUGUUCAAUUUUCUUUCACUCUCACUGUCUUAGCAAAUGUACAUCAAUUAAAUAUGUAUUAUAAAGUAAAUAAAAUAAAGAUAAAUAAAUAAGUCAAAUAAAUAUAUCUAAAUAUAUGUACUACCAUUCAAA